Messenger RNA from Vigna unguiculata (cowpea), 1011 nucleotides. RefSeq names its product ankyrin repeat-containing protein BDA1-like. NCBI's taxonomy places the organism in Eukaryota, Viridiplantae, Streptophyta, Magnoliopsida, Fabales, Fabaceae. The record is from RefSeq and is a predicted model, not a curated record. Gene Ontology annotation, molecular function: protein binding.
UACUAAAAUCGUUAUCGGAAACUGACACACACAACUCUUGACAAAGCCAAGAAACACCCGAAGAAAUGCAGAGUGUGUACUGGAUGGAGUUCGCAGCACGACAAGGAGACGUAAACAGCCUCUACGAAAUCAUUGAAAAUGAUCCAUGUGUUUUAGAAGCAAUAGAUUCAAUACCAUUUGUUGAAUCUCCCUUGCAUGUUGCUGCACGUGCAGGGCAGGUUCAGUUUGCCGCGGAGAUCAUGACACUAAAACCUUCAUUUGCUUGGAAGUUCAAUCCCCAAGGACUGAGACCGAUCCACCUUGCUCUCGAAAAUGGCGACACCACAAUGGUCCUUCACCUUAUAAAGAUGGACAAAGAACUCGUUCGAGCCAAAAGGAGAGAGGGUCUCACUCUUUUGCAUUUGGCAAGUGAAUCCGGAGACAUAGACCUUUUAACUGAGCUUCUCAAAGCUUGCCCAGAUUCCGUAAAAGAUUUGACCGUUAGAAACGAGACCGCACUGCAUUUUGCUGUUAUGUACCGGAGGUUAGAUGCUCUUAGGUUCUUACUUAGAUGGCUCAAGACAAAUACGGUUAAGUUUCAAGACAUUCUGAAUCAGAAAGACGUGGAUGGCAACACCAUUUUACACAUUGCAGCAACAAACAAUGACACGGAGGCAGUGCAAUUGUUGAUGACAAACAUGACAGAUUUAGAUGCUGUAAAUUUGAAUGGCGAAAGGGCAUUUGAUAUAAUAAAAGACGAAGAAAUUAAGAGUAAUCUGGCGAGGGCUGAAGCAAGAGUUAGGAAAAAAAAAAAAUGGGUUCGUUAAUGUUAUCAAUGAAAGAGUGGCUAAUUCGAAAAACUGGUACCAGAGGGAAGAUGUCAGAUGAGAUACGCAGAGUGUACUUGAUAGUGGCUACUCUUGUUGCAACCGCCACCUAUAACGCAGCACUGCGUCCACCUGGUGGACUUCAUCAGAUUCAGGCAGCCGGGACUCUUGUAGAUCAUGUGGCAUCAAAUUCAUCAAAAGUUUC